Molecule: messenger RNA, 1979 nt
Organism: Coturnix japonica (Japanese quail)
Lineage: Eukaryota; Metazoa; Chordata; Aves; Galliformes; Phasianidae
Product: arylacetamide deacetylase-like 4
Cellular component (GO): membrane
Molecular function (GO): carboxylic ester hydrolase activity
Source: RefSeq, a predicted model, not a curated record
AUGGAACUGCCACCUGGAAUUGACCAGCCUCUAAAGCUUCUGUUUUACAAUUCGCUGUUGAUUACCACCAUAGUGCUGGGAAAGAUUUUGAAGAAGCUUGGGAUCUGCAGUGAUUUAAGCUUAUUGCGCCUUGUAGUGGACGGAAUACCACCAUGUAGAGAUUCAAAUCUUCUUAUCAAAGACCUCACAGUAGAUGAGGUACCACUGAGGAUUUAUCAGCCCAAGUGGCCACCUGCUGGCAAAAGAAGGGGAAUACUGUAUUUCCAUGGAGGAGCUGGCACAUUCGGGAGCAUCAGAUCCUUUGAAAGAAUAUGUCGCUACAUCGCCAAGAAAUGCGACUCGGUGGUUGUGUCUGUUGGCUAUCGCUUGGGUCCUGAACACCCAUAUCCUGGGCAAUACUCUGAUUGUCUCAACGCUACUUUAUACUUUAUGAGGAAUCUAGACGAGUAUCACGUGGAUCCUGCUCUCAUCAUCAUUGGUGGUGACAGCUGUGGAGCUAAUUUUGCUACGGUUAUUUGCCAAAUAUUGGUGAAUACAAGACAUCUCCCAAAAGUCCGUGCACAGAUGUUACUGUAUCCUGGACUACAGGGGCUAGAUUUUCAAUUGCCUUCCUAUCAGCAGAAUGCUUCAGUCCCCAUAUUGUCUCGGAAGCUAGUCAUCUACUUCUGUUUUCGUUACCUUAAUAAAAAACCAUCACAUUUGGAAGAUAUCAUACAAAACUGCCACGUUCCUGAGAGUAUGAAAAGGAAAUACAAAAAAUGGAUAAGUGCUGACAAUAUUCCCGAUGACUUUAAGAUUAGAGGCUACAAACCUCAGAAGCACACUUCAUUUAAACCUGAAGCCCAUGAAGCAAUCAAAGAGGUGUUAAAAAUGACAUUUUCCCCCCUUUUAGCUGAAGAUGCCAUUGUUUGCCAGCUCCCCGAAUCCUACAUUGUGACCUGUGAGUUUGAUGUGCUUAGAGAUGAUGGGCUGCUAUACAAGAAGCGAUUGGAAGACAAUGGCGUUCGAGUAACCUGGUAUCACUCCGAGAAUGGUUUCCAUGGCAUUUUAGCCUUUUUUGGCUAUGGGAUUUUUUCCUUUUUAUCUGGAAAAAAGAUAUUGGAUAAUACUGUGAAUUAUAUAAACAGUCUAUAAAAGUAUUUUUCAGAAAAAUGAUGCAGGCCUUACAUUAUCCUUGGUGAACUUAUGCUAGGCAAAGAAUGCAAACACAUUUGAUUUAUGUUUUCUAUUUUGACUGUAUGAGGAAUCUAAUUUUGCACCAAAAAUUCUAAGGUUUUUAUUUAAGGCACCACCGUUCUAGAAAAUACUAUAAUAAAAACACACCAAUGAGAUCGAGCACCUGGCAUUGUUUUACUUCAUCUCCAGCCACUCUAGUAGCUCUGUACAGCUGGCACAUAGUCAAGGCAAAUGACAUAGGAUCACAGAUUAAGAUUGGAAAAGGCCUCUAAUAUCAUUCAGUCCAACCACCCUCCUACUAUCAAUACUGCCCACUAAGCCGUCUCUUCCUGAAGUCUUCUCUACAGCCCAGAAAUGCUGAAGACAACAACUGGAGGUCACUUUGGCCCUGGUUAAAAUUAGGAAAUGUUUAUGGACCCUACAUUGUAGGUUCAGUGAAAUCUUGUGUCAGCUGUGCAUAUUGAUAUAGCUAUGCAUUCUAACUUCUAGGGUUAGCUUGCACAAAGACUACACUUUUCUUGAAAUAAAGACUUCUCUCUGGAACUGAAGUUCUCCAUUGGAAUUAGUAUGAGCUCAGUUUUGUUUGGAAUCCCAGAAAUGAUGUUUUGCUUUGGGAUUUGAUUCUUUAACUGGAACCCCUGCACUUCAGUGAAUGCUCCACCUGUUAUUCUCUUUUUCUCUAUAAAGUUCUAAAAAGCACAUUUGUAAGAAGGUAGAGAAGUGGGACACUGCAUUAUCUUAUCAAGAAGCUGUAAUAUCAUGGCAAUGUUGUGAUGCUUUCAGCAACAGCAACAACAAUAAAA